This is a messenger RNA of Dovyalis caffra, 240 nucleotides long. The record is from the annotation of a GenBank genome assembly. Lineage: Eukaryota; Viridiplantae; Streptophyta; Magnoliopsida; Malpighiales; Salicaceae.
AUGGAUGAGGCAAAGUCACUACAUAAGAAUUUUACAAAAUUAGUCGGGAAAGUUAGAACUCAGUCUCUGUUCUCUCAUAUGGAGAAAAAGUUUUUUGAUGUUGAGAAUUCAGCUCUUACUUGUAUGCCUACAAAAGAUGAGGUUUGGGAGGGGGUUGUGAGGGACCUCGGCUCUAAAAGUUCUCUAUGUUGGGAUGGUUUCGGGGGAUAUGUUUUUCUAAGGAUGUCGGGAUUUCAUUAA